GAGAAAAUAGUUUUGAGACAAAGAUAAAGGGGGAAAACAGAAGACUGAGGAGGUUUGGAGUGCUCUUAAUUGGUACACGAUGUUGCGCUUGUGCUGUCCUGCGUGGAGCCUCUGGAGUGGGCACAACUGGUGUUCUCUCACAGUCACAGCUGCAACCAGUUGGUUUUGAGCAUCAGAUGAGCGUUUCAGAAAAUAUUCUUCUUUUUCUGCGCUCCACUUUUCUUUCAGCCCGAGGAGCGGAGAGAGUGGGCGCGCCCAAAACCUAAAAGUAUGACCAAAGCUUCCGCGCCCUGACGCGCUCCGGUGAGCGCAAGUUGGACCGGUGAGAGUGUGGACGAGCAUGAAGCACCAUGGGUUGGUGUGACCGCGGGGUUCAAACGCUGCUGGCCACCGUGGGGGCUUUUGCUGCCUUCAGCCUGAUGACCAUCGCCAUUGGCACGGACUACUGGCUCUAUUCUCGGGCGUACAUCUGCAACACCACCAAUGCCACCACAGACGAGACCCAGUCACAGCCUAAAACCAAGAAGGGCGAUCUCACCCACUCUGGGCUGUGGAGAAUCUGCUGUAUUGAAGGCAUCAAUCAGGGCAGCUGUUACAGAAUCAACCAUUUCCCUGAUGACAACGACUACGACACAGACAGCUCUGAAUACCUGCUGCGUAUAGUCCGUGCCUCCAGCGUGUUCCCCAUCCUCAGCACCGUCCUGUUGAUGCUUGGUGGGCUGUGUGUCGGGGUGGGCCGAGUCUACAGCAAGACCAACAACGUCCUCCUCAGCGCCGGCAUUCUCUUCGUAGCUGCAGGUCUGAGCAACAUAAUUGGCAUCAUCGUCUACAUCUCCAGCAAUGCAGGGGACCCCAGUGAUAAACACGACGACAGGAAGUACACUUACUCCUACGGCUGGUCAUUCUACUUUGGCGCCCUCUCCUUCAUCGUGGCCGAAGCGGUUGCUGUCCUCGCGAUCAACAUCUACAUUGAGAAGAACAAGGAGGUUCGCUGGAAGGCGCGGCGCGAGUUCAUCCGUUCCCUCUCUUCCUCCUCCCCGUACUCCAGGAUACCCAGCUUCCGGUACCGCCGGCGGACAUCGCAAGCCAGCUCCCACUCGACGGAGGCGUCGCGGGAGAACUCGCCGGUGGCCGGUCUGAAGGGGGGUCCGUCGUCUAGCGGGGCCCUGGACCAGCUGUCCAUGUACGCCCUGGCGAGGGACAGUGUGACGGAGAACGCGUACAGCCCCGAACACGAAGCGGCUGUAGAGUUCCUCCAGGUCCAUAACUGUUUCUCCAAUGAUUUAAAGGACGGGGUGAAUCGCAGGACCACGCCAGUGUGAGAGGUUCACCUGGAAUCGGAGGAACAUGAGAUUAUGAGAGAUCAAUGGGCUGAUCUGUUGGAGCCCGGGUGCUGGUGAUAGCCUGCCAUCUUAGAGGCACAGUUUUUUGGAGAGACUGUCCUUUUUUUGGAAGGACCUGAAAGGAAAAGAGAGGACACUCAGCAGGACGGACGAUGAGCCAAUUAACAUAAACUGAGAACCAUUCAUCUGCUUUGAGAGACCAUCGAAGCAGAAUGGAGUUUCAUUGUCUGUGCUGUAGCUGAUUCGAACCCUUGUGUAAAAGUCACUAAACGUUGAGGGUGGGACAUGUUGAGAUGUGCCAAUCAGCAGUAAUCUACCUGUAAAUUAUUCAACAAGGUGCUAAAUGAAAUGUACUCUUCAACUUGAAAGUGUUCCAUUUAUAUGUUUGUAUAUAACUUGUGGAUCCUUCUCCAGAGUUUGUUUCGUGUCCUCAUAACCAGUCUGGUCUUGCCUUAUACUCGAAUCAAAGGUUUGAAAGAGACAACCGGGUCUCUCUCUCUCUCGCUCUCUCUCUUGUCUAGCUCACCGUCUCUUCCUUAUUCUUCUCUUGACAUUUGUCAGUCGGAAAAAAAAAUGUCUGUUUUGUCGGCGGAGCACCUCCGUUCAAUGGCCCCCUUUUUUCUUCACUUCCAUAUCAAUCGUCCGUCCUCCCGUCACAGCCCACCUGAUUGAUGUGACAGUUGUGCGUGUUCCUGUACCCAGAGACGAGCAGCUGACCAAAGAGGGGGGUGCUCAGAACUGUUAACGCGGCACAGGUCAGGACUUCCUUUUGCUCUGAAAAGAAAGCAUCCAUAGUGUUCAAUGGAUAAGGAUCAGAGCCAGGCAGGCGAAGAGUGUUUGUCUGUCUGUCACGUUGCCUUUGAGUCCAUCUGGCUGUCUUUCUUCCUUCUCAUGUUGAACAGAGGACCCAGACAGAGGCAGAGGGAGCUGUCUGCGACUGCGUCCCUGAAGGAUUUGGCUCUAAUAACCCGAUGUGUGUGUGUCUGUGUGUGUGUGUCACUGCUCUUUCCUUUAGUUCUCUCAGGAAAUACUGUGUUGUUCUUGCAGGUUGGACACUUUUGAGGUCCUCCCCUUACUUUAUGGCAGUGCUGGGAAAUGGACCAGUGAUAAAGAUAAACCUGGUUGGAAAUGAUUUGAGAAAAGAAAAUGCCAUUACUGUAUUUAUUUAUAUGCUGUGAGUGUUUGCUUGAGCUUGCUCCAAGAACCAGCUUGUGUGUGUGUGUGUGUGUGUGUGUGUGUGUGUGUGUGUGUGUGUGUGUGUGUGUGUGUGUGUGUGUGUUUGUUUGUGUGUGUGUUUUUUCAGUCUUAGGGCUAUUCAGUUGGUUCUGGUUUGGCAAGCGAGCUCACUCAACCACAGAGUCGUGUUUGAUUGUAUUUAGUGUGUUUGAUAUCCCGUUGGAGAAACCACUUCAUGUAACCGGCUUAGCUCAUGUAAAAGAAAGCCGCCAGUAUGAUCCAUUCUAAGUGUCGGUCCAACACUUUUAUAGUACGAUCCAAACGUGUUUGUUUGUAAUGUAAAGCUGUAAAAUUGUAUAUAAAAGUACAAUAAAAAUACAAAAAUAACAUUGAAUGUGCAACAGAGGAUUCAAAGCAUUUUACUGAACAAUGUCUCAAUAAUAACGCCUUGAUGCAUUCUGGCAUUGGUCAUUGAAGAUAUUCAGGUGAACACACACUGUCUAAGGUUAAUCUAUUGAAUGUUCUGUGAGGUGAAGUGAAGUAAACAUGUGUAGGAGACAAAGCUAUAUUUCCCAUGCCAUGUGUAGGCACUGCUGUACUUUACCUUGUGUGCUUCUUUUGAUUUAUGGCUUACUAUUGUUGUGAAAUAAGUACAUUCUCAAUAUUUCUUUCAAGAAAUUAGCGAUUAACAUUUACUAAUAGAAUGACUUGUACACCAAAAAAAAAACCAGGAAAAGAAACCUCGGCUCUUGUCCCAGUGUAUCAAAAAGUAAUUCCCUUUUUCAUGCUGUUUCAAGACCAAACAUCACGACUGUAAAAGUAUUCCUGUUUUAUAUUGGAUUUGAGAAUGCCUUUGUUUUAUUUUUAAUUUCCUGUAUUUCCUGCUUUUAUUGUAAUAAUCAAAACAAUCUUUUAUUUCAUCCGAGUUAGAUUGUCGCUCUCACUUUCAGUUUUUUUUUAGUUACAACCCAAAACAUACUGUACAUAGACAAAUAAACUACAUCAGGGUUAUUUUGUUGUGCUGUAGUGGUGAUUUAUUGUUAACAAGACUACAGCCAUGCCAGACGCUGAACUGUAACAUGUCGAUGCUUAGCGGGUUUAAUGUUUAUCAUGUUAAUCCAUCUCAGUUUAGCGUAGUAGCAUGCGGCUACUUUGGCUACUAAACACACCUUCAAACCACAAAUGUCAACCUCAUGGUGGCGCU
This is a messenger RNA of Anarrhichthys ocellatus (wolf-eel), 3723 nucleotides long. Its product is annotated as voltage-dependent calcium channel gamma-4 subunit-like. The record is from RefSeq and is a predicted model, not a curated record. Lineage: Eukaryota; Metazoa; Chordata; Actinopteri; Perciformes; Anarhichadidae. Gene Ontology annotation, molecular function: channel regulator activity; voltage-gated calcium channel activity. Gene Ontology annotation, cellular component: postsynaptic density membrane; AMPA glutamate receptor complex; voltage-gated calcium channel complex. The transcript is spliced from 4 exons. Gene Ontology annotation, biological process: postsynaptic neurotransmitter receptor diffusion trapping; transmission of nerve impulse; neurotransmitter receptor transport, postsynaptic endosome to lysosome. Bases 351 to 1322 code for a protein of 323 amino acids.